This is a messenger RNA of Durusdinium trenchii, 1700 nucleotides long. The record is from the annotation of a GenBank genome assembly. Lineage: Eukaryota; Dinophyceae; Suessiales; Symbiodiniaceae.
AGCUUGGCUCAAAAAGACGCCAUGGCUGGGUAGCAGUCCAAGAUCAUGGCGCUGCCACAGCAGCUCCUCCCCAAUUUUGUUGCAUUGCCUACACCACCGGCUUCCUCGAUCCGUCUGGGGCCACCAGUUCCAACGUCGGCCUGUGGUUCACGAGCGCACCUCGCAGCUGGGGUUUCUGCGGCCUCGGCUGUAGUGGUGAUUUCAACGGUUUUGGCGGCAAAGAAGGGGAAGGCCAAGAAGAAGCCGGCCAAACCGCGACAUUAUGGCCCCAAGAAACUCAAGAGUGGUUAUUGGCAACAAGGCUUGUCCAUCGAUGAUGACAUCAACGUUUUCGAAUGGUUCAAUGCCGAAGAACUGGAGGAUUAUCCACCAGCGAAGGUGACCGCCUUCAAGGAGGUGGCCAAGUUAACUGAGCACCCAGACGGGGAAACCAGCACCUUCGAUGCUCCGGAGUACCGGCCGCCGCCGGAGAAGCUACAGCUGGCCAAAGGUUUGAAAGAACCGGCGGAGUUGGACCAGUGCCUGGGGCGUUCCUUCGCCGGUGACAUGCAGGAUCAGAUGGCAGAGUUCGGAACCAGCUUCUCCAUGGAAGACACGGACAUCAUCAUCAGCUUCCAGGCCAUUUGCACGAUGCUUGCCUGGAUCGAUGGGACUCUGACGGAAGACAUGCGCGCCAAAGGCUUGAACACCAGGCGGGGCAGUGAGCCCGAGCGUGUGGAUCUCUUCCGUGUGGGCCGUCUGCCGGAUGCCCCCAACGCCAUCUCCAUAGGCACAGUCUGGAACUGGGUGCCGGAGAAUGCGACGAAUGGCACGGCAAACUUCAACAAGAGAUCCUACGACGUGAAUUUUGAGCGUGUCGUCACCGGUCAGGACACUGUGGAUGGACCUCCCUCGAUCCGCGAGGUGGAUGCCCCGACCCACUACCGCAUCUUGAGCUACAACUUGGGUGACCUGAAGCUGGUCGUCCGUGUGCCCAUCGCUUGCACCAUGCCCACCGUGGAUGAUGAGGACAUGCCACACCCUGGCAUGGCCGUGCAGUGCUCGACCGCCAACGAGCGUGAUGCUGGGGACAUUUGGAGCCCCACGCUCGGCACGAAGUACGCAGAGAUGCAACUGGGAGACGUUGGGAUGCUGGUGCGCGGCAUCGUCGACCGGGGCUUCCUGGUGGACUUGCAGGAACUGACGCAAGAGGAUUUCAAGCUGGAUCGGCCUUCCUUGGAAGAGGAUGCCCAGAUAUUGAUGGGUCGCUUGGCGGGGUUGCUGCAGCGCAUCAAAGAGGUGGCCGACUGCCCAGGCUGUGUGGGCAGAGUCUUGUACCUGCAGUACUGCGAUGCGGAAAUCCGGGUGAUUUCGCCCUGGACGGAUGAGGAGCUGAAAGAGCUGGAGACCUUCCGGGACGUCACUGACAAGGAGGUGGAGGAGCUGGUCUUCGGGCCAGAAGCCUGAGUCUGAGACAUGAAAGAGCCAGUGGCAACCUGAAAGUGUUCCAAACGCUCCAGCAUGCAUUCUGUGUGGAAUAUGGAUGAAUUAUGGCUGCUUCAUGACUUUAUUUUCAGUGCUGCAAGCUGCAAACGUGCAAAAGUAGGUAGGUGGUUGGCCGAAAAGACUUGCUCUUGGGACCUGUUGUGAUGCUCACGGCAGCCCUGCCUAGAGCGCUGCACCUGUGCUGCACUCGACGAUCAGCAUUGAGAAAAGACGGA